Messenger RNA from Scylla paramamosain (green mud crab), 1803 nucleotides. RefSeq names its product glutamate-gated chloride channel-like. Bases 90 to 1256 code for a protein of 388 amino acids. NCBI's taxonomy places the organism in Eukaryota, Metazoa, Arthropoda, Malacostraca, Decapoda, Portunidae. The transcript has 10 exons. Gene Ontology annotation, cellular component: neuron projection; synapse; plasma membrane. Gene Ontology annotation, biological process: regulation of membrane potential; signal transduction; chemical synaptic transmission. Gene Ontology annotation, molecular function: transmembrane signaling receptor activity; transmitter-gated monoatomic ion channel activity involved in regulation of postsynaptic membrane potential; excitatory extracellular ligand-gated monoatomic ion channel activity. The record is from RefSeq and is a predicted model, not a curated record.
GCUUAGCCCGCGUCCUAGGCUGGUGUCCCUCUCCCUCUCUCUCUCACUCGCUCGCUCACUCUCGCUCACGCAAGCGAGACGGAAGCAGGAUGGUGUCGGCGUGGCUGAUGCUGAUGAUGAUGGCGGUGAUGGCUUCUCAAAGCGCGGCCGUCACCCCUGUAGCCAAGGCGACGACUGAGCUGACAAGGAUACUCACAGAGGAUUACGACAAGAAGAUCCGCCCUCCUGGAAGUGGUGGCACACAGGUGAAACUUCAGGUGUACUUCAGAAACAUAGAUAUUGACGAUGUUACAAUGGAAGCAAACUUUGACAUCACCUUCAGAAUGCUGUGGAAUGACUCAAGACUCGCCUACUCGACCAUGCCAGGGGCGGACAGAGUGGAGUACGUGCCCCUGCUGGACCCAUCCCCGCUGUGGCUGCCUGACCCCUUCUUCAAGAACGCUGAGAUCACCCAGUACAAGUCCAUCCACCCCGAGCUAUAUCUCAGAGUCUUCCCCGACGGCAACAUUAUCUACAGCACCAGGAUAUCAUUGCGCCAGUCCUGCCCGAUGGACCUGAGGCGAUUCCCCCACGACACCCAGACCUGCAUGAUAAAAGUGGCCAGCUACGGCUACACCACGAAGGAUGUAGAUCUGACGCUGCUGAGUUCGCAGUCUGUUGAGUUCGGGACUGGUAUACACGCUGACAGGUUCCAGUUUGAGGGAUACAGUACUGAGAUAUGCAACUCCCGCACGUCCACAGGCGAGUACAGCUGCGCGCAAGUUAACAUGAAGAUAAGACGAGAAUUCGGAACAUACUUGACCGAAUGCUACAUCCCCUGCAUGUUCCUCGUGGUGGUGGCCUGGUUCAGCUUCCUAGUGCCUGAGGGUCAGUUCGUGGGGCGUGUGCUGCUCACCCUGGUACCUCUAAUCGCUCUCACUUCCUUCAGUAACGCAUACAAGAGUUCUCUAGCCUCCGUUCCUUAUAUCACGGCCAUGGAUACUUUCAUUGGAGUGUCUCUGUGCAUUCUCUUCUUCACUCUGGUCUACGUGAUUCUGUGCAACGCUCGUUCCGCCAAGAAGGGAGAGGAGAAGCCCUCCGUCAGCAGCGAGGAAGACGGCGAGGUCAAGACAGCAAGGGAGGCGGAGGGCGGGUGGGUGCGGCGCUUGGCUCACCAGAUAAAGGAGCGCGCCGAAUACCUCUCUCGUGUCGCUUUGAUUGGCGUCUACUUUUUCUUCCUGUUCGUGUACUUCGUGGCUUUCUGCGGCACUGGCUAGACACACACACACACACACACACACACACACACACACACACACACACACACACACACACACACACACACACCUUUACAGUUCUCUAAUAUUUAGCUUCAAUUUUUUUUCCUUUUUUUUUUUUUUUAUUAUCAAGUUCGUUUUCUGUUUGUUUGUGACGUAAUUCAGAUGUUGUAGCUGUAGACAGUGUGUUGUUAUUUGUACUAGUAGUUAGGGUAAAAUGAAUUAUUAUUAUUAUUAUUAUUAUUAUUAUUAUUAUUAUUAUUAUUAUUAUUAUUAUAGUAAGUAGUAGCUUAAUGUUUGUUUUUGUAAUUAUUUCACUUAUAAAAUGUAAUGUUUAGUAUAAGCUGAUGAGUUAUAAUGAUAUUAUUAUUAUUGUUAUUAUUAUUAUUAUUAUUAUUAUUAUUAUUAUUAUUAUUAUAAUUUAUGAUAUUUUUUCUUAACAUACGAUAAUUGUUUCUUACUCAAUUUUGAUAAAGUUCUCACAUAUUCUUGUCUAAACUUAUAAAUGUUAACUAAGAAUUAAAAAAAAAAAAAUAAAAAUACAAAA